Hyaloscypha bicolor E is the source of this 1677-nucleotide messenger RNA. Its product is annotated as MFS general substrate transporter. Lineage: Eukaryota; Fungi; Ascomycota; Leotiomycetes; Helotiales; Hyaloscyphaceae. Bases 1 to 1677 code for a protein of 558 amino acids. The transcript has 7 exons. Gene Ontology annotation, molecular function: transmembrane transporter activity. Gene Ontology annotation, biological process: transmembrane transport. The record is from RefSeq and is a predicted model, not a curated record.
AUGGGAGUUCCAGAAUCUGGCUUGUCAACGUCUUCUGCUGCCAGCGAGGUGACGAGCUCAAAGGAUGAAGGGAACCGCGUUGCAGGGGGAUUGGAAAGCAAUGCUAGUGCUCAGAACCUUGAUGUUGAACCAGUGAUAGAACAAAAAAAGCCCUUCAAGUUCAAGCUCACCAUUUUCAUGCUUUGCUUCAUCUCUGUGGUGGUUGCAAUGGACUCGGUCAUCGUGGCUUCGAUGUUACCGGCAAUCACAGUCGCCCUCAAAGGGACGAGCUUAGAAGCAUUUUGGGUUGGAAUAUCCUAUCUUUUGGCACAAACUGUGACGAUCCCCCUCUACGGAACUAUUUCAGAUAUCUUCGGUCGGAAAUGGGCAAUGGUAUUUGCGAUUCUUGUAUUCUUAUUUGGCAGUAUCCUUUGCGGAUCUGCCCAGGAUAUGAAUUGGCUGAUUGCCGCACGGGUUGUUCAAGGGCUUGGGGGUGGAGGAUGCCUCUCGUUGGCAUCUGUCAUCAUCAGCGACAUUACGACUUUGAGGGAGCGUCCAAAGUUCCUCGCUAUGGGAGCGUUCGCGUGGGCCUUAGGGAUGAAUAUUGGAGUGCCCGUCGGCGGCGCCAUUGGCGAGUUCUCGUCUUGGCGUGUUGUUUUCUGGAUCAACAUUCCGAUCUGUGUCAUUGGCACAGCUGGACUCAUCUAUGCUCUACACCUUUACCAGGAAAUAUCGUCACUCCGGUCAAAAUUAGCGAGAAUCGAUUACUUGGGGAUGGGUAUCUUCGUCGCAUCUACAACUUUAAUGCUCUGCGGCCUCACGACCGGCGGAACGACUCAUCCAUGGAAGUCCGCCAGCGUCCUUGCUCCUCUGAUUCUAGGCUUCACGGGCCUUGGGGUCUUCGUUCUUGUGGAGUGGAAGGUGGCAAAAGCACCAAUGGUCCCCAUUCGAAUCUUCUCAAAUCGAACCGCCAAUGCAGGGUAUUUCGGCGCAUUCAUACACGGCCUUGUGCUUUGGUCCUUUACAUAUUAUCUGAUCAUAUUUUUCCUUGGCGCUCGUCGGGAUGCUUUGUUCAAAUCUUCAGCGGAGACUCUUCCAGGCAGGCCAGUGCUUCUAAUUUCGUUCCCAAAUUCCUGUGCUGACAUUUCACCAGCGCCCCCCGUAGCACUGAGUGCAGUCUUUUGCAACAUCUGGGUCGCCAAAACACUUCGAUUUCAGAAAAUGACCUGGCCCGCCUGGGUCUUUCUUACAUCCGGCACAGGACUUAACGCGCUCAUGAAGCCUGACUCGAACGCAGGCAUACUAUAUGGACUCAGAGUAAUUGCCGCUACAGGCGGUGGGUGGCUAUUCCAAUUGCCAAUAUUUGCAGUCCAGUCAACAACAGUUAAUGAUGAUCUCGGCAUCGCCACCGAAGGAAUUACCUUUUUUCGAAGCGUCGGCCAGGCAUUUGGAGUCGCUAUCGGCGGAAUUCCGCUGGCGCUUAUGAAAUUAUCGGGACAUUUUCCUGAGCAUGUCAUUUCAGCUUAUCGAUACGUCUACGCUGAUUCUUUGCGGACGGUUUGGUAUGUUACUACUUGGAUUGCUGCUGCGGGGUUCCUCGUAAGCUUUCUGGUUAAAAAUGAGAGCAUGGAUAGAGGCCAACAAUCUAAGCAAGCUUUCAACAGCCAGCACAAGGAAAAGAAGGCAGACGAGGUGUAG